UCAGUUCUUAGUACUGCUUUGACACUUGUGUUUUCUGUCAGUUUUUAGUUUUUAAAUCGAGGAUUUGUUUGUCAAAAUGCCCAAAGGAGGGAGGAAAGGUAGCAACAAGGGUCGUGUGAGGACGUACACCAGCCCUGAGGAGAUAGAUGCCCAGAUGAAGGCAGAGAAAGAGAGGAAACAGCAAGAGCAGGAAGCAGAAGAGGCGGGAGGUGCAGCUCAGAAUGACAUUGCAGAGGAGAAGCUCCCGGCAUCAGGCUCAGAAGACAGCGAAGAUGAAAACUCAGAUAGGAGGAGAGCGGGUGUGCAGGGCUUGAUAGAAAUCGAGAACCCCAACCGAGUGGCUCAGAAGUCCAAGAAGGUGACGCAGAUUGAGCUGGAUGAGCCCAAGCAGUUAUCAAGGAGAGAGAGGGAGGAGAUAGAGAAGCAGAAAGCGAAGGAGCGCUACAUGAAGAUGCACUUGGCAGGGAAAACAGACCAGGCCAGAGCUGACCUCGCUCGUCUCGCCAUCAUCAAGAAACAGAGAGAAGAUGCGGCGAAAAAGAAAGAAGAAGAGAAAAAAGCAAAAGAUGCAGCGGCGUUGGCGGCGAGAGGAAUAAACUCCCAGUCUAGAAAAUGAUGCAGAGAAUUAAUUAGAUGCUUUUUUUUUUUUACAUAUUGACGGACUGACACAAAAUAUAUAUAUAUUAUCAAUCAAUAAAAACUGCAGAAAUUGAGAUGUUCUACAACUUUUGACCAGUAGUGUGUGUGUGUGUGUAUUUAUAUAUAUAUAUGUAUGCAGGCACGUGCACAGAUAGACCCCUAGUGGUGCUCAAGCACCAGCCCUUUUGCCCUGGAUGAGAAAAGUGCCGUUUCUGCUAGAGCCACAUUUUUUCUUCAUUAUCAGUAUUUAAGAAAUAAAGUUACUCUCUGUCAUCAAGUUCCCCCAAAUGUGUAUGGAUGUCUGUCGGGGCCCUCCCUCCUCCAC
Molecule: messenger RNA, 964 nt
Organism: Pseudoliparis swirei
Lineage: Eukaryota; Metazoa; Chordata; Actinopteri; Perciformes; Liparidae
Gene: pdap1b
Product: pdgfa associated protein 1b
Exons: 6
Coding region: 77-616 (179 amino acids)
Cellular component (GO): cytosol
Molecular function (GO): RNA binding
Source: RefSeq, a predicted model, not a curated record